GGGUUUCAAGUCUCUGAAAAUACGAUACGGAAUGUCUGGGCGAGACACAGGUAGCUACAUGGUGCAUUCGCGCCAUGCAGUCUAUGCAUCUGGGAAUAGCGGGAAGGCGUAAGAAUACUCCGUGGUGAGGAACUCCUGGUCGCCGUGGCGAACACAAUGGUGGUAACAAGUUAUGAACGGUGUGAACGACUCGCAAAAAAUGUAUCGCAGGGCGCCAGGGUGCACGCCAAGUCCAUAACGACGAGCGUCCAGGCGCAGAGUCGUGAACGGAGACGCCAGAAAAGGAGGAUGCAAUAUAUCCGAAAAGUGCGAGAAUCGACGUGAUUCUACGCAAAGGUUAUCUUCGCAAGGCACGUCGGUCCAGUGCCGCCGCCCCACCGGGCCGCAUGACGAUGCUCAGCAUCCUGGUCAGCAGCGCGUUGAGCAGCGUCUUGGCCGCGAGCGACGUCGUCAUAGUGCCGUCCUCGUCGAAGAACGCGAUCCGCACGCCGCCAUUGAUUGCCUCGAUCUGCGCCUCGUCGCCGGACCACGGCCGGUCGUCCGCGAAGACGGCCGCCUCCGCCUCUUGCACGGGCGACAUAGAUGCGUUGAGGAAGAACUGGUGCCGAGACGUCCAGUUCAUGAGACUUUUUGGGAUCUCGGUGAUUGUGGUGGAACGCGCCUGGACAUCCUCCGAGAGCGAGACGACGCCGUUUCGGGAGAAGAUAUCAAUGAGCCCUCGAAACGAGCGAGGGAGAAACAUCGAUACGGGCCCGUUUUGCGACUUUGCGGAGACCCAUAUCGGAGCACGGACGGCAUCUUCCUCCGUUCGCAGCCGCACAGUGACAGCCCCAUUGACACUAAGCAUGCUUAUCGUUGUCCUGGUUCGCUCGCUCUGCGCGACGCUCGUCCGAUCGCUCGGAGUGCCCUCCCGGACGGUGACAUGAAUGUCGAUACACCCGUUUCGCGUCUCCAGCUCAAGGUUCCGCCUCCGCCUCCCAGGUACAAAAUGCGGAGAUAACGGUAACGUUGGAUCGACUGUGUAGUGGCCACGGAUAUCCGAGUUGUGCCGUAAAUCAGAUACGCUAUUGACGGCGACAUGAUUUGGAUGGAUAGGAGGGGUCGCGGAGUUGAGAGACGAUUGGGACCUGUGAGUUGACAGCCCUGGACUGUGGUUCGCACUCAAGUAACUGAGAGUGCGCGGAGGUGUUGGAGGCGGUACGGGACUGUGCGUCGGCUGCGGUGAUGAUAGCUGGCCCAAUGCUGUCUGGUCCUGCUCUGACUCCGUUAUGGCCCCCAGCGAAGGUUGCGGCACAGUGAUAGUAGGUACGGCAGAAUACGGGGGCAAAUUCGACAUGACCGAGUCAUGGCGCCUCAGACUUCCUCCCGGAGACCGAGCGUCAAUCUGGGACAGACGCCUCGCAUCCUCUUCUGUCUUGAUGAUCAUAUCUCCGUUUUGGACGAGAUCCAGCGUCAGGGCUGCCGUCCCAGCGUGCUUGCUUUUGUCUCUUUGUACAGACCUGGGGCUACUGCGGCACGAGUGAUUGCAAUGCGCAGCAAGUCACCACAGGUUUGAAGAGGUUCCAGCGCAGCCCUAUCUUCAACAGCUCGAGCCUCGAUAUUCACCGCCUGUGGCCAACUUUAACUGACUGGAAGAUGGUACAAGCGAUUAGCGAGGCGGUGUUGUCGUCCAAACUUCACGGGAACGUGCUGGACAAGAAGACCGGUGCGUUGCCGGGUCGAUCAUCCGGCGUCUUCAUCGGAGGUAUGAACGGUAAAGGUGUGUGUUUCUUGAGCGCGUUGGCUGGAAUGACGCGCAGGACCAUCCAACAGUACCACCCACCGUGUCUCGGAGGACGACCUCGGCGUUGGUCGACGUGCUCUGGCCGUGCCGGUGUGAUGCCGAAGCGAGGAUCGUGUCUCCGCCCGAAAUGCCGUGUGCCUUCCCCGGAUCCCCUUGUUAGUUUCACGCUCACGCGGUCACCUCCGUCGAUCUUAGCCUGGUCUCAGUCCCCCGUCGCUCUUUGACCCCCCACGCUCCUUCCGCUAUACCCAGCAAUGUUCGCUCGCCUCCUCGUCGCCUCUGCUGUUGCAGCCCUCGCUGGUGUCGCGUCUGCCGACCUCCAGGUCCUCGCUCCCGGUGGACCUGACCUGUGGUGGGUCGCUCAGUCGGUCAACACGAUCCUCUGGAAUUGCCAGGAAUCUCAGUUCCAGAACUUCACCAUCCUCAUUGCGAACAGCAACCCAACGAUCCUCGUCCAGCCGCAGGCGAUUAUUGCUAUCGAAGAAAACUUCGACUGCUCCAAGACAAUCACCGAGCAGCAGGCUAAUUUCACCGUCGCCAGCGGUUACACCAUUCAGCUUGCCAACACGUUGAACACCACCGACAUCUACGCCGAGUCUCAGCCCUUCGAGAUCAAGUCCCUCGGCUCUACCUACCCUGCCAGCAGCGCGACGCCUACCGCCACCGGUACCUCUACCGCGUCUGGCUCCAACUCGGCCUCCGCCUCUGGCUCUCCCACUUCCGGCUCGGAUUCUUCAGCGACCAGCAAGGCGUCCUCUGCCUCGUCCAUCCAGUUCAGCGGCGUCUUAGCCCUCGCGGCUGCUGCUCUCGGCCUUGUGGUCGCCUAAUUACGGCGUCCAACCUCACGGAGGUAUGCCUAAUUCGAGCCUUAUCUAAGCGAAAAUAGCUACACGCUUCCUUCGUUCACAAGGAGCUUGGAUGGUGGCAUCCGUUCUUGGUUCUUUUGACUUUCCGGGCAUUGGUCGGGGCUUCCGCCCGUUGUUACUCGAUACAUCUACCCCUGUAUCCUGUCUCAGUCUCAAUUGAAUUGUCUUGGGUUGACUUUCCA
Molecule: messenger RNA, 2831 nt
Organism: Punctularia strigosozonata HHB-11173 SS5
Lineage: Eukaryota; Fungi; Basidiomycota; Agaricomycetes; Corticiales; Punctulariaceae
Exons: 7
Coding region: 2038-2610 (190 amino acids)
Source: RefSeq, a predicted model, not a curated record